This is a messenger RNA of Cladocopium goreaui, 348 nucleotides long. The record is from the annotation of a GenBank genome assembly. Lineage: Eukaryota; Dinophyceae; Suessiales; Symbiodiniaceae.
AUGCAGACGCGGACAGACAGAUGGGCAGUGGCCAGACAGGCGUGGCUGACGCGCCUCAGACAGGCAGGCCCGCACGAGAUCUUCCGGGCCCUGAUAAGGACCAUUGUGGACGGAGAGCAAGUGGCCAAGAUGGCUGUGAUGCCUGGGGACAUGGUGGUGCGGAUGGAAACCACGGACCGCGAGCUGCAGGUCUACUCUGCUGGCGCUUUCGCGCGCGACUUUCAGCUUCCCGGGGAAGAGAUUCAGGACGCUUCACCCGAGAUGCAAGCCUUGAACAGCCGAGGCUACAAAUGCUAUUGGCAUCAGGGCGUUGCUUUGCUAUACCAAGUGACAGAAGAAGAUGUGGAG